Molecule: messenger RNA, 2701 nt
Organism: Hyaena hyaena (striped hyena)
Lineage: Eukaryota; Metazoa; Chordata; Mammalia; Carnivora; Hyaenidae
Gene: TMEM259
Product: transmembrane protein 259
Exons: 11
Coding region: 155-2008 (617 amino acids)
Biological process (GO): positive regulation of ERAD pathway; response to endoplasmic reticulum stress
Cellular component (GO): endoplasmic reticulum
Source: RefSeq, a predicted model, not a curated record
CGCUGGCGUCAGCAGGCCGCGGAGGCGGAAGAUGGCGGCGGCGGCGGCAGCGGCCGAGCGUCGGUGAGCAGCGCGGCCGCGGUGAGGGCGGCCGAUGGCGGCCGGGUGGCGCCCUCGGGGACCCGCGGGCCGUUAGGGCGCGACGCUGGGCGGCAUGUCGGAGCACGCGGCGCCCGGGGCCCCGGGGCCCGGGCCCAAUGGCGGCGGCGGUCCGGUCCCUGCGCGCGGGCCUCGCACCCCCAACCUCAACCCCAAUCCUCUCAUCAACGUGCGCGACCGGCUUUUCCACGCGCUCUUCUUCAAGAUGGCUGUCACCUACUCGCGGCUCUUCCCGCCCGCCUUCCGCCGUCUCUUCGAGUUCUUCGUGCUGCUCAAGGCCCUGUUCGUGCUCUUCGUCCUGGCCUACAUCCACAUCGUCUUCUCCCGCUCGCCCAUCAACUGCCUGGAGCACGUGCGGGACAGGUGGCCCCGGGAGGGCGUCCUGCGCGUGGAGGUGCAGCACAACUCGAGCCGCGCGCCCGUCUUCCUGCAGUUCUGUGACGGCGGCCGCCGCGGCAGCUUCGCGGGCCUGGCGGCGGAGCCGGGUAGCCUGGAGCCGGAGGAGGAGGAGGAGGAGCUGGCUGUGGGGGUGUUCGGGAACGCCUCCGUCAAGUUCGAGUUGGACAUUGAGCCCAAGGUGUUGAAGCCACCGGGCGGUACGGAGGCCCUGAAUGACAGCCAGGAGUUCCCCUUCCCGGAGACACCCUCGAAAGCAUGGCCGCAGGACGAGUAUGUCGUGGAGUACUCGCUGGAGUACGGCUUCCUGCGGCUGUCCCAGGCCACGCGACAGCGCCUCAGCAUCCCCGUCAUGGUGGUCACCCUGGACCCCUCGCGAGACCAGUGCUUCGGGGACCGCUUCAGCCGCCUGCUGUUGGCCGAGUUCCUGGGCUACGACGACAUCCUCAUGUCCAGCGUCAAAGGCCUGGCCGAGAACGAGGAGAACAAGGGCUUCCUGCGGAACGUGGUGUCCGGUGAGCACUACCGUUUCGUGAGCAUGUGGAUGGCUCGCACGUCCUACCUGGCUGCCUUCGUCAUCAUGGUCAUCUUCACCCUCAGCGUCUCCAUGCUGCUCCGAUACUCCCACCACCAGAUCUUUGUCUUCAUUGUGGACCUGCUGCAGAUGCUGGAGAUGAACAUGGCCAUCGCCUUCCCCGCCGCGCCCCUGCUUACUGUCAUCCUGGCCCUCGUAGGGAUGGAGGCCAUCAUGUCCGAGUUCUUCAACGACACCACCACAGCCUUCUACAUCAUCCUCAUCGUUUGGCUGGCUGACCAGUAUGAUGCUAUUUGCUGCCACACCAACACCAGCAAGAGACACUGGCUGCGGUUCUUCUACCUGUACCACUUCGCAUUCUACGCCUACCACUACCGCUUCAACGGCCAGUACAGCAGCCUGGCCCUGGUCACGUCCUGGCUCUUCAUCCAGCAUUCCAUGAUCUACUUCUUCCACCACUACGAGCUGCCCGCCAUCCUGCAGCAGAUCCGAAUCCAGGAGCUGCUGCUCCAGACUCCGCCCCUGGGCCCCGCCGCCCCCACAGCCCUUCCGGACGACCUGAACAACAAUGGAGGGGCCCCGGCCUCUACCCCUGACCCUGCUGGCCAGGCCCCUUCCCUGAGCCCUGGUUUGCCAGGUGCUAGUGGGGGCCCCGGGCCAGUGCCUGAGGCCCCGAGCUCCCUGGUGGCCGCGGCGGCCUCAGUGGCGGCAGCGGCCAGUGGUGACCUGGGCUGGAUGGCAGAGACGGCCGCCAUGAUCACAGACGCCUCCUUCUUGUCUGGCUUGAGUGCCUCCCUCCUGGAGCGGCGGUCCACUGGCCCGCUGAGCCCUGGCGGGGGGCUCCCCCGAGUCCCACAGGACAGUGCCCCCUCCAGCAAUUCCCUGGCUCGUGACCCAGCGCCCCCAGCCGUUGGGGUGAGUGAGCCCAGCCCUGCACCCACACCCCCAGUGGACCCGCCCCCAGAGGUCGGCUCCUGAGCCUUGGGCAGCUGACCGCCCCGUCCCUGGCCAUGCAGGCCCACUGGGCAUGACCUGGCGGGAGCCCUUGGGCCCUGGGAGGAUGUCCCGGUGGCCCUUGGGACUGCCCAGCCUGCCUCGGGUGGUGUCAGGGUCCAUCAGGUGUGCCCAGAGGUAGCCUCCUCUUCCCCAGGGUGGGGCCUGAAGGAGGCCUGCCCUGCUAUGUUAGCGGGGGGCCCCCUCAGUCGGUAGGUGGAGGCAGGCCGAUGAGAGUGGGGUGGGGCUCUGUGGAAGGUUCUGGAAGGGGCUAGUGACACGACUAGAGUGAGCUGUCCCUCAGUAGCAGAGCUGGGCAAGUCUCUGUUAAGGUGAAUGCCAAUGGGGGCCACCCUCGCUGUCCCGGCCCGAUCGGCUGGUGCUCCAUCAUGCUCAGUGCCUUUUCCACGGCCCCUGAUCCCGGGUGUGCGAACCAGGGCUGGGGUCCCAGGAGGGCAGAGCUGGCGCCUGGGGCUUGGGGAUGUGGAUACAGGCGCCAACGUGGAAGGCAGGCAGUGGCCGGGCACGGGGUUCCAGCCUUGCUUGGGUGGGAGUGGGACAGGGCUGGUGGCCAAACUCAGUCACUCGGUGAGGAAUGCUCAAAGGCGCUCAUUCCAUCCUAUUUAAUUGCAGUGCACAAAAUUGUGUUUGUAUAUAGAAUAAACUGUUGACAGCGUG